GCUGUUGUGAUGUGUUGCUGUGUGAUGAUGAUGUUUCGUUUCAAUGACGGAACGAGGCCAUCUUCUUAUACAUGAUCGUCCCGCCCCCAGCGCAACAGCCGGGAUGUCGGCAAGCCAGAGUUCAUUCCAAUUACAACAAGGCCCCAGUGAGUAAGAAUCUGACAGUCCAUGUUGUGUGAUGCCAAAGAUACUCCGCCGACACAUGGGCUGGCAUCCGGCAUGUCAGACUUCCGUGGUCACCAUCCCGGCCGGCGGGGCGCUCACGCAUUCGCAGGACGUGCUGCGAAGGGGACCCGCAUUCAAUCAAUCAGGCAAAAGUGCAGAAGCAUCCUUCUGUAGGAGUUCCUGGUGUCUUUGUGUGUAUGUUUGUGUGUAUGUUUGUGUGUUAGUUGCCAUGGUAGUAGUGGUGUGGCGGCUGUGGCAUGGGUGGCCCAGUGUAGGUGACCCUCGCCAACAUUGCAGAUGCGGGCUGUGCAGCAGUCGCUGGAAGGCUGGUGAGUGGCCGCAGCGCCUAUGGGCCGCCUGUGGCUGCAGUUCUUUUUGGAAUCUUGAGUGCGCUGCGCCUAAAAAUAACGGCGCGCGGGGGUGUUCGGCAAGCGCUAAGCGACGAGCCGUGGGAGCCGUGGAGGCCCAACAAUCAAUGGCGGCCGACGCCCUAACAACCCACAGCGCCUUUUUUUCUUCUUCUGGGCGACCGUCAGCAAACCGGCAGCCACAGCAUCAGCACCAACCAGCGAAGGAGCUGUGCCACGGAUGGAUUGGAACUGCUAAGCGGGCAGCAGCGCCCCACGGAGGCACGCUGAUCCGGGCGGGAAGCGGGCGGGAGCUUCGGUGCAGCGGCCAACGCAGCACUGCACGGCGCCAAACCAGCCCGGGGCGGGCGCGUCUUACCAGCAUGCACCCUGUGUUGGACCCUAAAUUUACAGCGAGGGCCCGCUAUGGCCCGCGAUGGCCCAGCGAAGCCAUCCAUCAUCUGCAGCCUCAUGCAAUGUUUCCCCAUUCUUCAUCCACGCAUGUUUCCCGGCGUUUCGUUUCGAUGCCAUCCGAUGAUGAUGCUGCUCUGGAUUCUAUCCGGGACAAGGUCCAUGCGUGUGGAUGGAUCUUGUCUCCGUCAGCGUCAGGAUCGAAGCGGUGAAGAUGGCGGGACAUGAUCGUUGUCAGCACUUAUUUAUUGUAGAGUUACACUGGGCCUCACUCAGCACUCACUACUACUGCCCGUGUGAGAGGCUGGCCAGUCCUCGAGAGGAGGAACGGCAUGGAAGUGAUCCAUCGGCAAACAGAAGGAUCCCCUAAUUCGCUGUGCUAGUUGUCAAGACACAGCGACUGGACGCCUCCAUAUUGCAGCGAGUGAGACAAUCACCGCCGUUUCAAUGCAUCGCCAAUCAACAAAGAGCACUGUUGAUCUCACAUAAACGUUAAGGUUAAAUUGCAUCAGCACCACUCGGCAAAGAAUUAUCCAUCUCACCUCAGAAAUCAACAUC
Messenger RNA from Ilyonectria robusta, 1481 nucleotides. RefSeq lists its product as uncharacterized. The coding region runs from base 179 to 1135 and encodes 318 amino acids. NCBI's taxonomy places the organism in Eukaryota, Fungi, Ascomycota, Sordariomycetes, Hypocreales, Nectriaceae. The record is from RefSeq and is a predicted model, not a curated record. The transcript has a single exon.